Messenger RNA from Camelina sativa (false flax), 1877 nucleotides. The record is from RefSeq and is a predicted model, not a curated record. NCBI's taxonomy places the organism in Eukaryota, Viridiplantae, Streptophyta, Magnoliopsida, Brassicales, Brassicaceae.
UUUUGGUGGUUAGAAAAAUUGCUAAUCAGAGCAUGAGUGAGAAGAUACCAUGACCAUGACCAAGUCGUUGCAUAUGGACGGACCUGUUGUAUGCAAUAGCAUUGUUGAUACUUGAUAAUUUUGAUAUGGUAUCCAUUAGGCAAAACCAGGAAAACUCUCUCGGGCACAAACAUCGAAGUCUCCAUUCCGCUAAAGUUUUCCAACGCCGGCACAGCUUUAACUUGUCGGCGUUGGACCAUCUCUUUCGCUGCUCUUUUUAACUUUAGUUUUUCCACUUUUAAUUUUCUCGUUUUGCUUUUUAUCCCUUUUUCAAAACCUUUUAAACAUCCAAAUCUCAAUAACUAGCGACAAAGGAAGGAGGUGGACUUUGGUGAACUUCUUCCUCCUUUUUCCACUUGUACCAUCCUCGAUGGCGGAUCCAAAGACCACAGAUCUGUAUCUUCCCAAAACCGGUUUCCUCCAUGGGAUCCAUGCCUCAGCCUUAACACAUUCUUCAAACCCUUUUCUGUUGAAGUCCCGUUCACCGGAGAUGUGGAGCUCACUGCAAAUCCCGAAAUCAUCUCUGUUGAGCCACCGCAACAUCUUCUCACCAUGGCCAACCAAUUCGAAUUUAGGUUUUGGUCUAGCAGGCCUUGGACUUUCUGUUGGCCCAUUAACAAUAUCAAAGCUCAAGCCCAUGAGGUAUCUUGUCUUAAAACUUUUGCUCAGCCUAUUACUGAUGGCACUUCUCCCUUAUAGUCUUUAUAGCGAUGUCAUUGAGUUGGUUGUACGCGCAUUAUUCUGGAUCUUUAGUCCAUAGCAAAUCCUCUAUUUCUACAUUGGGUCAUCUACUAUUCAGGGUACUUGAGUGUUUGUCUCUAGUUCAUAGUAAUGAUUUUGAUUUGAAGAAGGUUGGCAUUAUGACCCCGCAUCCAAGGAGCGAGGGUUACCAAAACUUCUCCAAACUUUCAACCCCGUCUCAUCGAGUUUCUGAGCCUAAUCGAGUGAUAAUGCACAACAUAUGGGAUAUUACUAUGGAACACAAAAAUUUGAGGAAGCACGACAUUAUGGUUUCCUCUCCAAGGAGAGGGGACUACUGAAGCUUUCCCAUCUUCCCCUGACAACCGAAUCCACCCCUGGGAAAACCAACUACUUAAGAGUUCCAAUCAUAUCUGCUUGGUCAAGUCGUGGACUCCUUGGUAGCAGUAUAUUGUGUUCUUCAGAAUGGUCUGAGCUAUAUCCUUGUCGAGGCCAGCCUAUUAGCAGUGUUCGGAUGCCUUCAUUGCAGAGCUUUAUUUUGGAAUCUGAUCCAACAAUCUGCUUGAAACUGAAGCUUACAUCCAUUGUUCCCAAUUGCCACAUCUCACCAAACGCUAGGAAGCUCGGGUUUGUUAUCAUAACUCAGGGUCAAACCGGCUGCAAGCUUUGUGUGAAACACCUUAACCUCCAUGGCUAUGAGCUUCAUGUGAGGGAGGACUCACCUGCUUUGCUACGGUUUGACACCCAACUCUUGCGAUCCCCGGUUGAAGCUCCUUCUAGAGACAUGAGGUUCGGUCUUAAAAUGCUGAAGGACUUUUCUCUAAUUACUUUACCUCUCAUGUUGGCAAGACACCCGUCUAAUGUUACCCUUGUGGAACACUCUUUUCAAAGCUCGAUUGCGUCACCCGCUAGAGCCAUUUAUGAUCACUUGUUGGUCAAGGAUUUUGCGAAGCCUGUCUUGAUGGUCGAAUCCACUUUGGUCCUAAUAGAUUCUUCAUAUAUUGUAAAACUUCCAAGAGUUGAGAAUUCCUUUUAAAGUUCAUGGAACCCUUACCCUUUCUCUCUUUUGCUUAACUUGCUGUAUGUUGUAAGAACCCACCUCUUUAAGAAGCUUUGAUUUGAAUGAAAAUUCACUUUGA